CCUGCUGCCCCCGGCCCCUGCACCCCGGCGCGCCCGGUCCCGCUCUGGGGGGGUUGGUGGCUUCGCUUUGCCAUGAGUUUACCGCAGAAACCGGCUCUGAAAUCAGGCUCAGCGGUUGCAGCAGGAACCGGACCCGGCACCGGAGCGGCGGCGGCGGCGGCGGCGGCAGCAGCGGUACCGCCUCCUCACCCGGCGGCGGCAGCAGCGGCGGCGGCGGCGGCAGCGGCCCCUCCUCACCCGAACAUCAGGGCCCUCCAGACCCAGGCGCCCCAACAAAUUCCUAGAGGACCUGUGCAGCAGCCUCUGGAGGAUCGAAUCUUCCCUCCCACCGUCUCCGCAGUCUACAGCACGGUAACACAAGUAGCAAGACAGCCGGGACCCCCAGCCCCUUCCCCUUACUCAGCACAUGAAAUAAACAAGGGGCAUCCAAAUCUCCCAGCAACGCCCCCGGGACAUGCAUCGUCCCCUGGACUCUCUCAAACCCCAUAUCCCUCUGGACAGAAUGCAGGUCCAACCCCAUUGGUAUACCCUCAAGCCCCUCAGACAAUGAAUUCACAACCUCAGACCCGUUCUCCGCCCAGCAGAACAGUGCCAAUACAUUGCACAGACAACUGGAAGAGGAGGAAGGUUUUGGAACAGACUCCUGUUUACAGGUCCUUGGCUGGAAGAGGCUGGAUAAAAUACUGCAUUUUUGCAGCGGGGCCUCGACCAGCCCAUCAUCAGUUUUUCCAGAGGCCUCAGAUACAGCCUCCUAGAGCCACCAUCCCGAACAGCAGUCCUUCCAUUCGUCCUGGUGCACAAACACCCACUGCAGUGUAUCAGACCAAUCAGCACAUCAUGAUGGUUAACCACCUGCCUAUGCCGUACCCAGUGCCCCAGGGUCCUCAGUACUGUAUCCCACAGUACCGUCACAGUGGCCCUCCUUAUGUUGGGCCCCCACAACAGUAUCCAGUUCAACCACCGGGGCCAGGUCCUUUCUAUCCUGGACCAGGACCUGGGGACUUCCCCAGUGCUUAUGGAACGCCUUUUUAUCCAAGUCAGCCAGUGUAUCAGUCAGCACCUAUCAUUGUGCCUACACAGCAACAGCCUCCUCCAGCCAAGAGAGAGAAAAAAACUAUAAGAAUUCGUGAUCCAAACCAGGGAGGUAAAGACAUAACAGAGGAGAUUAUGUCUGGAGGUGGCAGCAGAAAUCCCACUCCACCCAUAGGGAGACCUACGUCCACACCCACUCCUCCUCAGCAGCUGCCCAGCCAGGUCCCCGAGCACAGCCCUGUGGCUUACGGGACUGUGGAGAGCGCUCAUCUUGCUGCCAGCACCCCUGUCACUGCAGCUAGCGACCAGAAGCAAGAAGAGAAACCCAAACCAGAUCCAGUGUUAAAGUCUCCCACCCCAGUCCUUAGGCUAGUCCUUAGUGGCGAGAAGAAAGAACAAACAGGCCAGACACCUGAGACUGCUACAAUAGAGUCCACACCAGAGAUUACUCAGCCUCCAUCACCUACCACUGUUCCUCCAGUUGGUCGAAGUUCACUUGUUUCCCCCACCUCUGCUGCUCUUAGUAGCCAGCUGAUAUUCAGUACUUCUGUAGAUGACAGAUGUGAACUCUCUUUCAAAGAAGAUACAAUUCCUAUACCAAGCCCCACAUCUUGCACAGCAGCAUCAGACCCUUCAUCAACAGAUGAAACUGGCGAUGGCAUAUGCAAGAAACCCUGUAGCAUAGCAACUAAUGAUAUUCCACUGAUUUCUAGCACUAACUUAAUUAAUGAAAUGAAUGGACUUAGUGAAAGAUUACCAGCCACGGAGAGCAUUGUGGAAAUGGUGAAACAGGAAGUGUUGCCCUUGACUCUUGAGUUGGAGAUUUUGGAAAAUCCCCCAGAAGAAAUGAAAGUGGAGUGUAUCACUGCUCCCAUCACCCCUCCCAUGGUUCCUUCUUUUUCUCCAGCUCCUCCAUCUCCUCCAGCUUCUCCGUCUCCCACUCCAGUCAUCGUUCCUGCUGCUGCUACUACUGUUAGUGCUCCCACUGCAGUCCAGAGAGUCUUAGAAGAGGAAGAGAGCAUAAGAACUUGCCUUAGUGAAGAAGAAAAAGAGAUUCAAAACAAAAUAGAGGUAGAAGCAGAUGGGCAAACAGAGGAAAUUAUGGAUUCUCAGAACUUAAAUUCAAGAAAGAGCCCUGUCUCAGUGCAAACAGUUACUACUGCACCAAAGACCUGGAAGAAACCAAAAGAUCGAAACCGAACCAAUGAAGAGGUGUUAGAGGUUGAAUUGGAGCCUAAAGCUGAAGAGGAACUUUCAAUUGACAGUGUACUUGAAUCUAACAAGAUAAAAUAAGCCAAGGGUUUCAUCAAGGACAAAGACCUCUCUGACUAAAAAGUGAA
Messenger RNA from Castor canadensis (American beaver), 2372 nucleotides. The record is from RefSeq and is a predicted model, not a curated record. NCBI's taxonomy places the organism in Eukaryota, Metazoa, Chordata, Mammalia, Rodentia, Castoridae.